CUGGGGCGGGGUUCAUCACCACAUACAUAGCCAAGUUUGCCCGAGUCAAUCUAUCUUUCGUCUGUCAGCCCAUCAUCCGUAGAUGCCUAUCUUGAGAUCUCAAAUAGAGCCUUAUCGGCUAUACGAGGCUGAAUAUUUGUAAAUUAUUGUGGUAAAACGUCGGUCUGGACUGUGCCGCAUUUCCUUCGAUCAUUAUCGGCAUCACCACUCUCGGCACCACCUUUGUCAUUGCCCUCUUCACUUCCAUUCGAGACUUGCCAUUGAUCUCAGUACCUUUCAUGGUUCUUCAACAUUCAACAUUAGCCUUUGCUUGAACAACGAGGCAUCAUCAUGGCAGAUACUCGUCGCGCAGAAUGGUUUCUCUCCAAAGCAUCACUCCAACCCCCUCCCCGUCUCGGUGGUCUGACCGAGCCACCCGCCCAAGAUUUCCUCCCAUUCAGCACUACCAACCGCGACGCAGCCCGCCAACUCCUCGUACAACAGAGAACAUCAGAUCCCAACUACAAACCCCCAGACCGACAAAAGCGACAUCUCUUCCGCUCCAAGGAACAAAAGGCCGAAGCUUGCGAUACUUCACAAUGGAGCUUUACGAAACAUGAAGUCGCGAAAGCCUUCGAUGCGCUACUAGCACAGCAGACACUUCCGCCAGCUGGCGUUGCGCAAGCUCUCUUGUUGCAUACGACGCUUACUUCGUUGGAUGAGCUUUGGGGCCAUUUGAAUGAUGCGCAGUUAGAGAAAAGGAUGAAGAGGAAUAGGAUGACCGAGAUCCUAAACUUCGAUUCCAACGGCAUGACUUGGCUGGAUACAGUGACAUCUCGCGAUAACUUCAACUACGUUCACUUGCUAUGUCAAACACAAGCCAGCCAAGGAGUCUUGAACAGAGCGUUUGGCAUGGCCUUGUCCAGAUCAUCCCUCGAGUCUACGAAGCUUCUGCUGAGCUUUGGGGCAGUGGCAUCUGAUUACCAAGAUCUCAUUAACCAACAUAUACGAGCCAAGAAUUUGGAGUUGGUGAAGCUUCUACUAUCAGCGCCCAACUCGAUGGGACCCUCAGAUUGGAAAGCGUGCCUCGAACAAGAUUUCGCACGGGCAGAAGCAGGAGAAGCUUUGUCCCUCUCAUUCAUCCUUCUGCUCCUAUCCCAGCGCCCAGAACUAGUCUCAGGCUCAUUUCUUCUUUGUGCACUGAGAUUACAGAGCUAUCAAGCAACAGCUAUGAUGCUGGGCUACGCAUACUCCAACCAGGUCUUCUUCGCUAUUCGUCACCAGGCCUGCGAAAUCAUAUCUCAGUACCAGAACGCCAACCAGAGACUAGCCUUUCUCACUCUCCUGUCUCAUUCUGGUCUCAUUGGAGACAACUUGGUCACUCGAGAGGAGCUUGUCAAAGAAGUACUCGCUCGCCACUUACCACUUGUCAAACUACUUGUGCAUGCUGGCGUGGCAAUUGAUGUCCCUCCACACAAUGCUUUAAAGUGGGCAGUCUCACAACUAGACUUUGGAAUACUGGAGAUUCUUAGACAUGGGAGCCUUUCGUCGCCUGCGUCCCAAAUACUGAGCUACCUGCCCGAUAACAUCCCAGAGCCUGACAUGGUUCAUUUCAUGAAUAUGUUUGGAUCUAUGGGUCUGGGAGGACAACAGCUUGACUCAUGCCUUAUUCGUGCCGCGCACAGGAAGCAACAGCACCUUGCCGGAACUCUGCUCCAUUAUGGUGCAUCAGUCGAGGCUGAAGAAGCUGCUGCCAUCCGCGCAGCUAUCGCAUCUGCUGAUAUGUAUGUGCUCAGCUUGCUCUUACAAGGGCAGUGUGCAUCGACUAUACUUUCAACGUUAGUUCCUACGGCCAUGGAAGUGUCGCCAAGAACCAUGCGGUUCGGUGUAAUGCAUUGUCUUAUUAGGAAGGGUGUUGAAAGACAGUCACUUGGUACGGCUCUAAUUCAGCUCAUAUCUGAAGAGGGUGAUAUCGACUCUGACCUCAUCAAACUUCUUAUCGACAAUGAUGCGCCACUGGACUCGGGUCCGGACCUCGAUAAUUCCCCGCUUGUACAGGUCAUAAAGAAAGGAGAUGUCACAGUCCUCAACAUGCUCUGCGGCGCGAAGCCUACAACAGAGGCAUUGGCUUCUGCUCUUCCCUUUGCGUUCAACACCAUUGACGCUUUUGGCUACGAUGUUUCGCUUGACUUAAUGACUCUACUUCUCAAGCAGGGUGCAUCAGGCCUACCAGUACACGAAACAUUCCUCAAGGCAAUCUCAUCAGAUGCACCCAUCGACUUUGUGCAGUUGUUGACAGAGCAUGGCGCCGACGUCAACUACUCGUCUGGCCAAGCUUUUGUGACGGCAAUUGAGAUGGACAAGCCUGCACUCUUGGAACUGCUAUGCUCUGCAUCUCCACCAACUCAAGCAACUGUCAAUGCUUCUCUACCUAAGCUCAUCGAAACAAAGCAUUACAAUCUCUCCAACAUCGAGCUCUUCCUGAGCUCUGCAUCGCGCGCAACGCCAAAGCCAUCUCUCACAAAUACCUAUGCUCUUAUCAAAGACCAUCCGCAGCGUUCAGAGCUCUUGCCUUGUCUUUUGCGCCAUGGCCUCGAUAUAAAUGAGGAAUCUGGUAUGAUUCUCUGCCUCGCAGUUCGAGAACCCGACAUGGACCUCAUCAAGUCAAUUCUUGCUCUUGAUCCUAGUAUCGCUACACUUUCCAACGCCUUUCGCGAGGCAUGCCAAGUCGAGGAUACGGAUAUGAAGCUUGAUCUUAUGGACCGUCUGCUACAGAAGGCUUCUCCGGCUGAGAUUGGACAAUCCAAAGCACUGCUGCAAGAAACCCAAGCGGCUCUUGACGGAGACAUGGAUGGGCUUUGGCUGCUUCUCGGCCACAAAGCCAACGUCAACUUCAACAACGGCGAAGCUGUUCAAGCAGCUGCUUCAAACAAAGCAGGGUAUCCAAUCAUUCUCAACAUGCUCCUGUCAGCUGGCGCCACGGACGUUACCGUCGAGGAGGCAUUUGACGCUGCUAGCAACGCUGAUACACCAGCAUUCAUCAAAACCGGCAUCUUUGGAAGUCUAUUUGCUUUCAACAAAGAUAUUUCAGUUGAUAUUAUAUCUCGAGCUUUUGUCAAAGCCCUCGAAAGCCACCCUGAUGAUGAACAUCUCCCAAAUUUGCUCCUAGAACAUGGUGCUGGUGCUCAAGUACAGCUAGCCAUGUUUGAGGCUGCGGCUGGAGCCUCUCCAGGUGGCCUCUUCCAGAAGCUUCUGCGCAAGGUCUCCGACUAUCCUAUGCGCAAUGAGAUCUUCGAGUAUAUCCGAAUGCAAACUACCAUGUCAUCGAUGGAUAGACAUCAAGCCUACGAGACCCUUCUGAAGCAAGGCGUGGCCAAGACUCAGAUCUCUGAGGCUCUCGUAACGUCAAUUAGGAACGAGCCUACUAAUCGAGAAAUUCCUAUGUUGCUUCUCAACAACGGCGCUCAGGUCAACUACAAGAACAACGAAGCAUUCGCUGCAGCGUUUCAGUCGCGCAACUUAGAGAUGUUCGAACUCCUUUGCUGUUACCUAGUGAAAGGCGAGCAUGACGAGGCAGCGAAGCUCGUCUUUGAGCAUCCGUAUCUACGAGAGAAUCCCUGUGUUACGGUUGAACAAAGUGUUCGUGCGAAUAUCUACAAGAGUGUUCUAACCUGCAACAUUGAUCCGAAGAGUAUCUACACCACGCUCGUUCACUUCCUCGAUUCACGAGAGUCCAACCUUGCCAUUGUGGAGCUUCUUCUCGAGCAUGGCGUCGAUCCCAAUGAUGAGGAUGGUCACUGCUUCUAUCUCGCAGCACGACACAAAGUGGAAUCUCACUUCCGAGCUCUGUGUAAAUACGCAGACCUGUCCAUUGUCCUACCCACACUUUCACGUCGCAUUGUGAAAGAGCAUAAUGUGACGCGCUGGUUCAAGAUCUGUCUUGAGAUGCAGCCCUCUCAAAUUGCGGGUUUGUCAGAUCAACUUUUGUUUCAGUGUAUACGCAAGUUUCCAAACGGUACUGAUUGUCUGGAUGUGCUUUUGGAAGCCGGAUUGUCGCCGUCUGCGACGAUUAGUUAUCGUCUGCAUAAGAAUUGGGCGGAUGAAGAGAUAUCGCUGCUUAUUUGGUGUCUUGUAUCCCCAUUAAAAACUGGGAAUAAUGUUAUCCUCAGGUUAUUGGAACACGGAAGCAAAGCUUUACCAGACUACGUGACACCAGACUCCAAGAUACCCACCAUCUUUCUCACACUCCUCAACAAGUCACGAGCUCCCAUUCUCGAGGCUUUACUAAAACUUGAUGACACCAACGUUCUCAACCAAACCAUCUCCGGGUCAAAGUUCAGUUCUCUAGCUUCUUAUCCCAAGAAGCCCAAGCUUGAAUUUACAGCUCUCUUCGAAGACGAAGACGAGAUCCCGCCACGUGAAGCAUCACUCUUUCUUGGCAACCUUGACGCCUUCAAGUUACUCAACAGUACCAUGCUCCCUGAUGACGGCACACUUCAUCUAGCAGCUCUCCUUGCCCUUCCUGAUUUCACAGACUGGCUUCUCUCAACCCACGAGCCAAACUAUGAGGAAGAAAACUUUGGCUUCAUGGUUCCACUGGCACUAACAUGCUACUCUAAGCCAUUCCCUUGGUGUAAGGUUGCCAACGAGGAACAAGAGUGGUUUUCUCGCUUAGAGGAGACCAUCAAGAUUCUGAUCCCAAAGACAUUGUCCAGCUGGAGAUAUCGGCAGAAACUUCCGUUGCAUCUUGCACUGGAGAAUGGGAGCCGAGUUACUAUGGCUAUGUUGAAUGUGCUGAACGCGAGAGGUAUCGGGAAUAGAGAUAAGUAUUUGUAUACUGAUAAGACGGGUAUGCAGUACUCGCCUUGUGAGUAUGUUGAGACGUUUGUAGAAGUUGAAGAUGAGGAAAAGGUCAAGCUGAUCAAGAUUCUCCAGGAGCAUGGAUUAAACUGACGACGUAUUAUGUAUUUAUUCUUUGUAUCUAUUGUCAUACUUAUAUACCCUGAUUUUUCUAUCCUGUAGAUAUUCCUGUUUAGCCCGUCCUAGUCCUGGCCGGAAUUCAGGUAGCCUUACCAUAAGGCUUGUGACGUUUUGGCAGAGAGAUAGGAAACAUCAGACUUAAAUAUAAGAUGUUAGAAUAAACUCA
Fusarium verticillioides 7600 is the source of this 5125-nucleotide messenger RNA. RefSeq lists its product as hypothetical. Lineage: Eukaryota; Fungi; Ascomycota; Sordariomycetes; Hypocreales; Nectriaceae. Bases 331 to 4932 code for a protein of 1533 amino acids. Gene Ontology annotation, molecular function: protein binding. The record is from RefSeq and is a predicted model, not a curated record. The transcript has 2 exons.